Messenger RNA from Chanos chanos (milkfish), 1140 nucleotides. Its product is annotated as serine/threonine-protein kinase SBK1. The transcript has 4 exons. Gene Ontology annotation, biological process: protein phosphorylation. Bases 1 to 1140 code for a protein of 379 amino acids. Lineage: Eukaryota; Metazoa; Chordata; Actinopteri; Gonorynchiformes; Chanidae. Gene Ontology annotation, molecular function: protein serine/threonine kinase activity; ATP binding. The record is from RefSeq and is a predicted model, not a curated record.
AUGAAUGUGAAAGGAAAGUGUCAAAGUGCUCAUCAGGUCAUAAAAGAUCGUGUUCAUGUCCACUCCGCCCUGCUAAUCUUACCACUCAGGCAUCCAAAGCCCAUCCAGGCAUUCCCACAGCCCAGGGACGAGAAGGCUGCCACGAGGUUAUUGGACGAGCUAUGUCACCUCACUGCCCAAUCACUGACCCCACUGGAGACUUCAGAUCACUUCCAGGUCAUCAAGCUCCUUGGUGAAGGCUCCUACGGCAAAGUCAUGUUAGCAGUGCACAAGAAGAGAGGAACUCCCAUGGCCUUGAAGUUUUUUCCCCGAGAUUCCACCUCUUUCCUGUCAUUUCUCAGGGAGUACAACCUCUCCCUGGCUUUCUGCUCACACCCCUCUCUGACCUCUGCCCUUGGAAUCGCCUUCUCCACUCCUUCACACUACGUCUUCGCCCAGCAGCCCAGUCUCUAUGGCGACCUGUUUGAUUACAUUGUGCCUGAGGUGGGUCUGGAGGAGAGCUGUGUUCAGAGGGUGACGUCUCAGCUGAGUGGAGCUCUGUCUCACCUCCAUUCCCUCGGUUUCGUCCACCGCGAUGUCAAACCGGAGAACGUUUUUCUGUGCGACCGCGCGUGCCGCUGGGUUAAGCUGGGCGACUUUGGCAUGGUGAAGGCGACGGGAACCCGCGUACCCGCAGUGUGGUACAGUUCAGCCUACUGCACCCCUGAGGCGGAGAUAGCCAGGGAGUCAGAGGAGAAAGAGAUCAUCUGCCCUCCUGUAGAUGAGAACGGGAACCAGGGGCCCGGGGAGAAGGUCCAGGAGAAGAAGAGGAAACGGGUGCUGGUGCCGGUGGAGCCCAGCACAGACAGCUGGUCCCUGGGCAUUCUCAUCUACGCCAUGCUGACCGGCACCCUGCCGUGGCAUGAGACGGCGUCCCACAACACGGCCUACAGGAGGUACAGAGAGUGGAGCGAACAGGAGGAGGUGGAGGAGAGAGGGGUCAGGGGCCCAGUCACCCGGCAGUUCUCAGCGUUCACCCCACUGGCGUGCUCUCUGUUUCGGACACUGCUGCACCCCCGGCCGGGGCUCCGGGGACUGCCCGAUGAGGUGUUAGGAUAUCUGGGCGGAGCUUGGCUUCUGGCCAAUGAGAGAAGUGGGUGA